Molecule: messenger RNA, 8631 nt
Organism: Gadus macrocephalus (Pacific cod)
Lineage: Eukaryota; Metazoa; Chordata; Actinopteri; Gadiformes; Gadidae
Product: NACHT, LRR and PYD domains-containing protein 3-like
Exons: 15
Coding region: 611-4450 (1279 amino acids)
Molecular function (GO): protein binding
Source: RefSeq, a predicted model, not a curated record
UGAGGAGUUUCGAAAACAAUUAAAGGAAUCCAUCUUAGACAUGAAUGCGCCAUUACUUAAGUAGUUUCACUAUUCACAUAAACGAUGUGACGCAGUUGCCAGUUUACUCUUAGAACCUUUAAAAUCGUGUUAAUGUUCUGUCUCGCUUCUAAAAAAACGUCUCUGAUUUUGGUGAACACCUAAAUCUCUUUAUUCCCUCCUUUCCUUGCUUUUUUUCUUCUAUCUUUCCAUAUUCUACACGGACAGCACACGAUUCAUCACGGAGAAGAUAAGGUCUCCAGUCUACUAUGGAUGAGGAGAGAGAGGAGGGGGGGUCCUGCCUCUAAAACCAUUCCGUCUGGGGAACAUGGCCGCCAGAGCAAAGCUAAGAGCCCAGAGCAGCAGGAGAGAGCAGACUCCCCUGAACCAACUGUGUCUCCAUGAAGAGUGACAGCUCUAUGGAUCAUCCUCACAACUUUAUAGAUGGAAAUCUGUCUUUUGAGAAGGGGUGAUGAUUUGUCAAAGAUUAUAAAACUACAGCAUCUAUCAAAUAUCCAUAAAUCCUGAUUCUUGUUUUUGUAGAAGAGUGCUGCAGGAGAGAGCAGACUCCCCUGGACCCAGCUGUGUCUCCAUGAAGAGUGACUGGUCUAUGGAUAAUCCUUGGUACUUUAAAGAUGGAAAUCAGUCUACUGAGAAGAGAAGAGUGCAGCAGGAGAGAGCAGACUCCCCUGGACCCAGCUGUGUCUCCAUGAAGAGUGACGCGUCUAUGGAUCAUCCUCAGAACUUUAAAGAUGGAAAUCAGUCUAUUGAGAAGAGAAGAGUGCUGCAGGAGAGAGCAGACUCCCCUGGACCCAGCUGUGUCUCCGUGAAGAGUGACAUCUCUAUGGACUAUCCUCAUAACUUUAAAGAUGGAAAUCAGUCUAUUGAGAAGAGAAGAGUGCAGCAGGAGAGAGCAGACUCCCCUGGACCCAGCUGUGUCUCCAUGAAGAGUGACGCGUCUAUGGGAAUUCCUUUGAACUUUAAAGAUUCACGCCCCUCCAGAAAGGAAGGGCGAUCCCAGGAGAGGUCAAAGGUUUCCAGUGCUCAAUCUGUACUGCAGAAUCAAACAGAGCUGAUCAAGAGGGCGGAGGAGAAGGCACAUGCUUUUCUAGACAAGGAGCUGAAGAAGCUCUGGAGGGAUCUCUUCUCUGAUUAUCCACAAUGCUCAGAGAGUCAGAGGGAGGAGGAGGAGGAGGUGGAUGGUAAGAACGAGGAGCAGAGGAGGCGCGCCAUAGAGGGAGUGGUAGACAUCACAAAGCUCUGCCUGAUGGAGAUGAACCAGGAGGAACUGGCCGACAAGCUGUGGAGUGGAGCUGUUGCUGCCCAGUACCAACAUAAACUCAAGUCUCAUCUGAAGAAGAAGUUCCAGUGUGUGCUUGAGGGAAUCGCAAAAGCAGGAGAGCAAAGACCUCUGAAUGAGAUCUACACAGAGCUCUUGAUCACAGAGAGAGGCAGUGGAGAGGUCAACAAGGAACAUGAGGUCAGACUGAUUGAAAAGGCUUCCAGGAAGCCAGCCAAUGAGGAAACACCAAUUAGAUGUGAAGACAUCUUUAAACCCUUACCUGGACAAGAUAAACCAAUCAGAACAAUAAUGACAACCGGAGUGGCUGGCAUUGGUAAAACCGUCUUAACACACAAGUUCACUCUGGACUGGGCUGAAGGCAAAGCCAACCAAGACAUAGAAUUCACAUUUCUCCUCACUUUCAGAGAGCUGAAUUUACUGAAAGGGAAAGUGUUUAGCUUAGUGGAACUUCUGCAUCAGUUUUCUGUUGAAACCAAAGAAUCAGGAAUCUACAGAUACGACCAUGACCAAGUAGUCUUCAUCUUGGAUGGUCUGGAUGAGUGUCGACUUCCUCUGGACUUCCAGAACAACCCGAUCUGGACUGAUAUCACAGAGCCGACCUCAGUAGACGUGCUGCUGACAAACAUCAUAAGGGGAGUCCUGCUUCCCUCUGCUCACAUCUGGAUAACCACACGCCCUGCGGCAGCCAAUCAGAUCCCUGCUGAGUGUGUUGACAUGGUGACAGAGGUGAGAGGGUUCAAUGACGCACAGAAGGAGGAGUACUUCAGGAAGAGAUUCAGAGAGGGGACACUGGCAAGCAAAAUCAUCUCUCACAUCAAGAAAUCUCGAAGCCUCCACAUCAUGUGUCACAUCCCAGUCUUCUGUUGGGUCACUGCUACAGUUCUGGAGGACUUCUUCAAAACAUCCCAGAGAGGAGAAGAGGUGCCCAAGACUGUGACUCAGAUGUACAGCCACUUCCUGAGGGUUCAGUCCAUACAGGGGGACAGGAAGUAUCAUGGGAGAACUAAAACUGAUCCACACUGGAGUUCGGAGAGCAGGGAGAUCAUUGUUUCUCUGGGGAAACUGGCUUUUAACCAGCUGGAGAAAGGUCAGCUGAUUUUCUACGAGGCAGACUUGGCAGAGUGUGGCAUCGAUAUCAGAGCAGCCUCAGUGUACUCAGGAGUGUUCACCCAGAUCUUUAAAGAGGAGUGUGGGCUGUACCAGGAUAGGGUGUUCUGCUUUGUCCAUCUGAGCAUCCAGGAGUUUCUGGCUGCCCUUUAUGUCUUUCUGUGCUACAUCAACACUGGUGUCAAUCUGAUCUCAGAAGAACAGCCAACCUCCAGGGAAGAGGAACUCCUCCUCUACAAGAGUGCUGUGAACAAGACCUUACAGAGUGAGAACGGACACCUGGACUUGUUUCUCCGCUUCCUCCUGGGCCUCUCUCUAGAGACCAAUCAGAUGUUGCUACAAGGUCUUCUGGGACCAGGAGCAAAUACAUUACUGGGCAAUCAAACUAAAAAAGUCCUGCCGGGACUGACAGAAAGAGGGUCACAGAGCAAUAACCAAAUCGUCCAUUACAUCAAGCAGAAGAUAGGUGGAGAUCUCUCUCAAGAGGGAAGCAUCAAUCUGUUCCACUGUCUGAAUGAGCUGAACGACCGUUCACUAGUGGAGGAGAUCCAACAGUACCUGACAUUAGGAAGUAUCUCAAGAGAAUCUCUCUCCUCUGCUCAGUGGUCAGCUCUGGUCUUCAUCGUACUGACAUCAGAAGAGGAGCUGGAUGUGUUUUACCUGAAGAAAUACUCUGCUUCUGACGAGGCUCUACUGGGGCUGCUGCCAUUGAUCAAAGCCUCCAAAACAUCUCUGCUGAAUGACUGUCAGCUGUCAGAGAGAUGCUGUGAAGCUCUGGCCUCAGUUCUCAGCUCCAACUCCUCUAGUCUGAGAGAGCUGGACCUGAGUAAAAAUGAUCUGCAGGAUUCAGGAGUGAAGCUGCUCUCUACUGGACUGGGGAGUCCACACUGUACACUGGAAACUCUCAGGCUGAAUGGCUGUGAUCUGUCAGAGAGAUGCUGUGAAGCUCUGGCCUCAGUUCUCAGCUCCAACUCCUCUCGUCUGAGAGAGCUGGACCUGAGUACCAAUGAUCUGCAGGAUUCAGGAGUGGAGCUGCUCUCUGCUGGACUGGGGAGUCCACACUGUACACUGGAAACUCUCAGGCUGAUUGGCUGUCAGCUGUCAGAGAGAUGCUGUGAAGCUCUGGCCUCAGUUCUCAGCUCCAACUCCUCUACUCUGAGAGAGCUGGACCUGAGUAACAAUGAUCUGAAGGAUCCAGGAGUGAAGCUGCUCUCUGCUGGACUGGGGAGUCCACACUGUACACUGGAAACUCUCAGGUUGUCUGGCUGCCUGGUCACACAGGAAGCCUGUGCUUCUCUGGCCUCAGCUCUGAGCUCCAACCCCUCCCAUCUGAGAGAGCUGGACCUUAGCUACAAUCACCCAGGAGACUCUGGAGCUGCGCUGCUCUCUGCUGGACUGGAGGAUCCACGCUGGAGACUGGACACUCUCAGUGUGGAGCACGGUGGAGUGUGCAGGCUGAAACCAGCUCUAAAGAAGUAUGCCUGUGAACUCACCCUGGACCCAAACACAGCCUUCAAAGGACUCUCUCUGUCUGAGGAAAACAGAAAGGUGACGCGGGUUGUAGAGAACCAGUCGUAUCCGGAUCUCCAAGAGAGAUUUGACUACUGGUCCCAGGUGUUGUGUAGAGUGGGUCUGACUGGCCGCUGUUACUGGGAGGUAAAGUUGGAAGGAGGUGUUGAUAUAGGAGUGACAUACAGAGGAAUCAGAAGGAGAGGAGCGGGUAAUCACAGCGCGUUUGGACAGAACAACAAGUCCUGGAGUCUUGGUUUAGUUGAUAGUGGUUACAGUACCUUUCACAACGGUAGUCUCAAAGUCAUACGUCUGCCUCCCCCUCGCUCUAACAGAGUAGGAGUGUAUCUGGACCGGCCCGCUGGCACUCUGUCCUUCUACAGAGUGUCCCCAGGUGGAGGAGGGUCCUCAGACACACUGAAACACAUCCACACCUUCCAGUCCAUCUUUAGCGAGGAAGACCUCCUCCCUGGGUUUAGGUUAAAUAAGCCUGGUACCUCAGUGUCUCUGUGACCAGUAUAGCCACACAAACAGAAACAUAGAAACACACACACAUCGUUCACAAAUCUAUAAACAGACACACACACAUACACAGAGACCCAUAGAAACACACACACACACACACACAUAUGGACACAAACAUAAAACGCACACACACACAUCAUUCAUGAAUCUAUAAACACAUACGCACACACACAUAUGCACAUGUAUACAGACAUAAACACACUGACACAUAUGUACAUAGACAUAAACACAAAAACACACGCACAAGCACAUUGUUUAUGAAUCUAUGUACACACACACACACGUACACUGACUAACCUCAGACCUCUCCAGCCUGCCCCGAUCCCACCCCCCUCUGGCUGCGUCCACUUUGCCCUCCUCAACACUCGUUCACUCACCAAUAAAGCCCCCAUCAUACAUGAACUCAUCCUUGAUAAUAACCUCGACCUCCUUCUACUUACUGAAACCUGGCAACAACCCAAUGAAUUUUUCUCCCUCAACCAAGCAUCUCCCCCUGGUUUCAGCUACAUCGCCAAACCCCGCCCCUCUCGCCGUGGAGGUGGUCUCGCCGUCAUACAUAAAGAGACCUAUUUGAUUAAAGAACUCACCCUCCCUUCAGUAGUAUCAUCCUUUGAAUUCAUUGCUUUCAAAGCCCCCUCCGCCACAACAGUUAUCCUCAUCUACCGGCCACCCAAACCUAAUCCCUCAUUCCUCUCUGACUUCACUGAACUCCUCACACUAGCAUCAACCCUCUCUCCACGUCUGCUGUAACUUUGGUGAUUUUAAUAUCCACAUGGACUCCCCCACUUGCAAGCUCUCAUUUGAAUUCACCACUUUAUUGGAAAGUUUCUCUCUCGCCCAACAUGUCACCUUCCCCACCCAUGACAAAGGACACAUCCUUGACCUUGUCUGCUCCAUUAAUCUCCCUGUACUUGACCUCCGGCCAUGCCCCUUUCCCCUCUCUGAUCACAACCUUUUACGGUUCUCCAUCCUCUCCCCCAUCUCCCGCCCUCGCCCCCUUAGAGAAAUCACCUUCCGUAACCUAAAAUCCAUUGACCCCCACCAUCUCUCUGACCUGCUCUCCUCCACCCUCCCCCUCGACUCAACCCUCAUCUCACCUGAUGAGCUCACAAACCACCUUAAUGCUGCCCUGUCUUCCUCCCUCAACACUCUGGCCCCCCUCAAAACCAAAACUGUCUCCUUUAAUACCUCCUCACCCUGGUUCACACCUGCACUCCGCAAAUUGAAACAAACCGGCCGCCAACUCUCGACUCUCCAAAAAAACCUCACUCACGGUCCACCACCAAGCCUACAAACUCCACCUCACUGCCUACAAAGACGCCCUCACCGCCGCCAAGUCUGCAUACCUCUCCGCCAUCUUUUCUGACCCCUGUCAAAACCCCAGAACCCUCUUCUCCACAGUGAGCAACCUCCUCAAACCGCGGACCAGCGCCCUCUCCACCUCCACCCCAGAUCUCUGCAACUCAUUCCUCCAGUUCUUCGCCGACAAAAUCACUGCAAUCAACCAUUCACUAUUCCCUGUACAUAACCCCCCUGCACACUCAAUGGCCCCUCCCCUACCCAUCUCUCUGGACCUUCCAACACCUCCUCCCCAUUGCCGUCUCACCCACUUUGACCUGAUUACCCCUCCUGCACUCUCCAAACUUAUAGGCUCCUCCAAACCUACUACCUGCUCCCUCGAUCCCCUCCCCACUCCCCUGCUCAUGUCCUGCCUCCCCGUUCUCUGCCCUUACCUCACUAAGCUCUUCAACUCCUCACUGUCCCAUGGAACUGUCCCCUCUGCCUUCAAAUCUGCUGCUGUCACCCCCAACCUCAAGAAACCUGGUCUCGACCCCUCCUCCCUCAGUAACUACCGCCCAAUCUCCAACCUCUCCUUCCUCUCCAAAACCCUUGAACACAUCGUCACCACACAACUCCAAUCCCAUCUCCACGCCAAUAACCUUUUUGAAUCCCUCCAAUCUGGCUGCCGCCCCCUCCACAGCACAGAAACCGCUCUCCUCAAAGUCCUCAAUGACCUCCUCACCUCUGCCGACUCUGGUUCCCUCAACCUCCUUGACCUGAGUGCAGCCUUCGAUACUGUAAACCACACCAUCCUGCUCACCAGACUCAGCAACCUCGGAAUCGAAGGAACUGCACUCAGCUGGCUUCACUCCUACCUCUCCGACAGAUCUCACUUCAUCUCCCUCCACAACCACACAUCUGCCACAGUCACCGUCACACAAGGCGUUCCCCAAGGUUCUGUACUUGGCCCCCUCCUCUUCAUCAUUUACCUCCUCCCCCUUGGUCAGUUAUUCCGCCAUUUCUCCAUGGACUUCCACUGCUACGCCGACGACACCCAGAUUUACCUCAGCACCAAAUCCCCCCACAACCCCCCCCCCUCUCCCACAUUGAAUCCUGCCUGUCUUCACUCACUCUCAAAAAAAAUAACUUCCUGAAACUUAACAGCAACAAAACUGAACUCCUCCUCAUUGGCUCCAAAUCCACCCUCAGUAAAUUCGCAAACCCCCUCACACUCACUAUCGACGGCACCACGGUCUCCCCCAGGCCCGCAACCUUGGCGUAAUCUUUGAUUCCACCCUCUCCCUUGAACCCCACAUCCGCCACACUGUCAAAACCUCCUUCUAUCACCUCCGUAAUAUUGCAAAGAUCAGAUCCUCCCUCACACCCCACGCUGCAGAAAGACUCAUCCAUGCCUUCAUCUCCUCCCGCCUUGAUUAUUGCAAUUCACUCCUCGCCGGCAUCUCCACCAACAGACUCCAACUGGUCCAGAAUGCAGAAGCCCGUCUCCUCACUCACACUAAAGUGUGGCACCACAUCACCCCAGUCCUCAAGAAUCUCCACUGGCUCCCCAUCUCACAUCGGAUCCACUACAAACUCCUGGUCCUCACCUACAAAGCCCUCCACCAUAUGGCCCCACCAUAUCUCUCUGAUCUUCUCUCCCUCUACCAACCCCCCCGGGCCCUCAGAUCCUCCUCAGCUGGUCUCCUCUCCACCCACACAUCAAAACUCCGCAGCCUAGGUGACAGAGCCUUCUCCAGGACAUCUCCCAGGCUCUGGAACUCCCUCCCCCAACAUAUUCGUGACUCUGAGUCCCUCACCAUCUUCCAGUCCCGCCUCAAGACUCAUCUCUUCUCCUCACCUACCCCUAGAUCACUCACCAACCCUACCCCCAUCAACUCUAACUUUUUUUCUUGUUUAUCUAUUUUUGUGCCCCUAUGUAAAGCCCUUUGAGUGUGUGAAAAGUGCUAUAUAAAUUGAAUCUAUUAUUAUUAUUAUAAACAAACCCACACAUUGUUCACUAAUCUAUAAACAAACCCACCCCCCCACACACACAUAAAACCACACACAAUCAGAAACAUGCACACACACAUUUACAGACAUGUACACAGACAUACAUACACACACACACACAUUGUUCAUGAAUCCAAACAAACAGCAGGUCUGUGUUCCGGUGGUAAGCAGCAGGUAACAUCAGUGUCUCUCGGUGGUUCAUCUCUCAGCCCUCUCUGUGUUCAGCUGGGCUGCUGAGCGUCAGAUUAGAGGGGGCCGCUUGGGUCUGGGGGGGUCCUCACAGUCCAGACGUUGUUGAGGACCAGCUGUUAGGGGGACGUUUGAAUACCUGUGGACCCAUGGACGUACCUGUAGUGCAUCGGGUUGUUGAGCAGCAGCUGUUGGUGCUCUGAGGGGUCAACCCGUUCAGUGGAAGUACAACACUUUGUGUUUGAUUUAAAUACUCCACUGUGCUCCAAAUGCUGCAUUUUAUUGGGCUUCUGAAAGGUUCAGCAUGACAAACCAUGAAAGGAAGAUUUUCCUUUGGGUUAAGCAGGUUACACAAAGAUUUACUUUAAUGUUGAUUGACGGUAUGUUAUCUUGCUACAAUAUUUUAUAUAUUUUCAACAUCGUAUUAAAGGGAUCUAAAAUCAGUUUCUAUUUUGACAUGCCUGACAUGGAACGUGAUUUAAAGCAGAUUUAACAACAUAAUCAUAAAUGAUGAUAAGGGUUCUAUGGGAAAGGGUAACAAUGUUGUAAAUUACUUUAAACGGAAAAUCGGUUAUUUGUGUUCUGUUGGGAACAACAAGUCACAUGUUCAGUUAUUAAAGAUGCCUGUUUAUGAUUUGUAAUUGUUCAUCAAGCAUAAUGUUGAUAAACAACUCGGUGCAUCAACUGAA